AUAAAAGCAUAUUGAGCAAAGCUUUGGAGGACGUUGCAUUUUUCUAUGAACACCCUAAGAUGAAGAAAAGCAUGUCACGAGUUUGGUUGCUUUUGUAUGACCUUUACCAUCGCAGCUUCAAAAAGCGUACAGUGAGGAAUGCGUCCGUGGCUCAAGCGUUAUUCGCGGAAUCCGGGCUGCAGGAAGUGGAGGAGGCGGUUUGGUCGGAUAGGGUGAAGCUGGCGGCGUCCGUGGCGCGUCUUCGGAUCAAGCACAGCGCCCUUCGCCUCAGCCAGCUGCUGCCCUACCAUCUGAGGGACGAGAAGGUCUCUACCCAUGCAAAGCACGCUCCCGUCACAUGUUGGGUCAAUAUCAAGAAAGUUAAAAACUACGAUGACUUGAAAGCGGCAAUUCAGAAAACUCUGGAUCUGAAAUUGAUAGAGUACCAUGAAUCCCUCGAAAUGGAUUCUUAUAAACUGGAUGAACACUGUCCGCAAUUCAUCAUUUUCCACCCAUCGAUAAGGACGAAAUUGGCACAAAGUACUUUGGUUCAGAAGCAUAAGUUAAUUGUUCAAGACAAAUCCUUCUGCGUGGGUCCAGCUACCUUUGGCAAGAUAAUUUCGGAUCUUCAGCUGAGCGGAACGGUGAUACAGUCCCACGUGAACUCUCCUCGUACCACGGCCUAUUUGGCCUCGCUUCUCUCCCAAAACGAAAACAUCAAAAAACUGUUAGCCUUCAGCGCCGGAAAUAGAAAAAGCGAAUACGAGAAUUACUUCAACGAUUUGGGGAUAAAAAAUAUUUUGAUAUUCUCGGAAAAACUUAUCGAUUUGCCCCCGGAUUCCACUUCCUUGGAAGAGGUUAUCGCCGUCUUUGCUACUCCACCUAACAGUUAUUCAGCCGUGGCGGAUCCCAUCGAUUUAGUGUGCAGUAGAGGAGGUGAUUUGUCCAUGCUUGAAGUUCUUACAGAAACUGAGGAUACUCUGGAAGGUAAGCGUAGGGUGGCCACUAUUCUUGAAGAGCAGAAGAAUACGUUAAAGUUCGCGAUGUCCAGGCCUCAGAUACAAUUCGUGUUAUAUGAAACGCACUCGGAAAUCGAAGCGGAGAACAACCAGAUGGUUCGUAGGACUGUGAGCGAAAUCAAUAAAUGUGCUAAAAUACAUCACGCCACGAUUCAGGGUAAAUUGAAGUACCUGGAACCAAGUGAUAGUGAAUCUGAAGUGAAGGUCAUAGAAAGCAAAAAUUUCGAUGAUACGGAAGAUAGCGAAGGGACGACGCCAGUGACUUCUGAACCUGAGAUAGUGCCGAAAAUCAAGAAGAAGGAGCAGAUUAUUGUUCCCGAUUGUGAUUUGUUCGAUGUAUCAAAUUUACCGCAACUUUGUCCGAAUUCAGGGACCUGUACGAAAGUGAACAAGGAAGGUUGCUACCUAGCGUUGAUGCAGCGCAAACAAGUUACUAGGUUGGACAACAAAUAUAUGAUUCAGAUGGCUGAGACUCGUGGUCUGUUUGGUAGCGAAAUGGGUAAGAAGAGCAGUAAGAACAUGAAGAAGAAAGUGGAGAGAACGACCCCGUCGCCUCCGCUCAAGAUACGAAGGGUGAAGGAGAUAGAGAUUGGUAGGAUAGCUGCGCCAACUUUGUCAUCAGUAGGUCACUCGAAGUUCGUGAAUGUCGGAUCAUCGAACGAAUGCAUGAAACACAAGCACCAGCAAAAGACGCCUCAGACGCGUCGCUGGUGGACAGAGACCACCAGACACAUCACAAACGUACGCCACAGCCUCUCGAAACAGAAAAUCCUGCCGUCCGUCAAUAAUACAGAGGAGACAACCAAAGGUCACGCGACCAAAUUCGUGAACAGCCUGGUCAGGCAGACGAAGAAGGUGGACGAGAUCGUUGCGAAGAGUUCCAAGAACUCGAGCAGUGUUCCGUUCUAUCCGAAGUUACGUUUGACCAGAAACACCAACAGAUACGACAACAAAAUCCCGGUGCCCAUCCACGUCACGCUGGUGACGUUCCCAGCAAAGCAUUUCCCAAUCUCGUAAUUACGGAAUGCCAGACCAUUUUACAUCAUAUAUAUUUUUUUUUCAUUUCGUGCCAAAAAUGUACUUCGAAAAUAUCCUAUUAAGUGUGUUGUUUAAAGUAUUUAUUUUAAUGUAAAUUUUUUAUUACAAUCCCUACCGAUAUGCAAACUCGUUUCUUAUUACUCUAACCCUUUCUACUCUUAACUUCUCGUGGGAUGGAAAAUGUUUAACAUUUGCUUUUCUUUUCGUUUUAGGCGACCAGCAAAGGUGCAUCUCCGAACAUUUACAAUCUUCAGUACAAGAUAACCAAGAAACAAUUCAAGACAAGACACAAAUUCCCAACUAGCAAUAUUAUUAUACCACCUGAAAAUUUAGAUGAUGAUUAGCUUCCAAUUUGUAUUAAAUAAACA
Messenger RNA from Nicrophorus vespilloides, 2404 nucleotides. Its product is annotated as putative methyltransferase NSUN7. Lineage: Eukaryota; Metazoa; Arthropoda; Insecta; Coleoptera; Silphidae. The record is from RefSeq and is a predicted model, not a curated record.